This is a messenger RNA of Gastrolobium bilobum, 765 nucleotides long. Its product is annotated as acid phosphatase 1. The transcript is spliced from 3 exons. The record is from RefSeq and is a predicted model, not a curated record. NCBI's taxonomy places the organism in Eukaryota, Viridiplantae, Streptophyta, Magnoliopsida, Fabales, Fabaceae. Gene Ontology annotation, molecular function: acid phosphatase activity. The coding region runs from base 1 to 765 and encodes 254 amino acids.
AUGGCACAACGAGCAAAAGAGCUUUUGGUACUUUUCUUUUUGGCAGUGUUGUCCAAGGCGAUGUCCAUAAGGCAGCACCAAAGCACUAACGAGCCCACUAACUCCAUUAAUGGAAGCUUCUGCUUGAGUUGGAGAAUGGCGGUGGAAGCAAACAAUGUGCUUCCAUGGCGUACACUUCCAAUUCAGUGUUUGCAAUAUGUUGAGGAAUACAUGAUCCACGGGCAGUACGAACAGGACUUGGAAUUGAUAAUGGAACAGAUUUUGAGCUUUGUGAAUGGUAUACCCCUCGCUGGUGAUGGCAUGGAUGCUUGGAUUUUAGAUGUUGAUGACACUUGCAUCUCCAACAUCUAUUAUUACAAAGGCAAGAAAUAUGGGUGCGACCCAUAUGAUCCAGCAGCGUUUAGGGCAUGGGCAAUGAAAGGAUGGUGCACAGCAAUUCCUCCUGUAUUAAGGCUAUUUAACAAGUUGAGAGAUAAAGGAUUUAAGGUAAUCGUACUUACCGGAAGAGAUGAAGAGACACUUGGUCAAGUUACCAAUGACAACUUGCACAAUCAAGGGUUCAUUGGCUACGAGCGACUCAUUAUGAGGACUGCAGCAUAUAAAGGACAAAGUGCAGUAAAGUAUAAGUCCGAUAUAAGGAAGCAAUUACAAGAUGAAGGUUACAGGAUAUGGGGUAACGUUGGGGACCAAUGGAGUGAUCUCCAAGGAAACUCUUCUGGAAACCGUACAUUUAAGCUCCCUAAUCCCAUGUACUUUGUUCCAUAG